This is a messenger RNA of Pecten maximus, 9073 nucleotides long. Its product is annotated as dual specificity testis-specific protein kinase 1-like. Bases 213 to 2294 code for a protein of 693 amino acids. The transcript is spliced from 13 exons. Gene Ontology annotation, molecular function: ATP binding; protein serine/threonine kinase activity. The record is from RefSeq and is a predicted model, not a curated record. Lineage: Eukaryota; Metazoa; Mollusca; Bivalvia; Pectinida; Pectinidae. Gene Ontology annotation, cellular component: cytoplasm; nucleus. Gene Ontology annotation, biological process: actin cytoskeleton organization; protein phosphorylation.
GUUCUCGCUGAGCUUGAAAACGAGAGCUGUGUAGGAUGAAACCCGGGACUUAUGUGAGACAAUGUAGCGUUUAAACUCGAUGUCAUGGUACUGAUGGAGUGGAUUGUUAUAAAGAAUAAACCACACACAGGAAGGUAUCACUUCAUGUCCUGUGGUCGCGUGUGUCACUGCAAGGAUGUGAAAUGUCGCUGGGAAACACUUAACACUGAAUCAUGACAUUGGUUGGCAACAUGACCACCAUACGACCAUUAAGACGGUCGAAAACCAUUGCUGUGUCCGACUUCCAAUCGGCCAGACGGUUUGAUGACCAGGAAAAUAAAGAAAAUUCUCCAUCAAAAGAAAUGAAGACAAGAACACCUGGGCCAUCUUGUCAGGCUCUGCGCCAUGCUGUAUCAUCACUUACCAGAUUGGAUGACUUUAAUUUGGAGAAAAUUGGCUGUGGAUUUUUCGCAGAAGUCUUCAAGGUUACACACAAGACGACUGGACAAGUGAUGGUGCUGAAGAUGAACAGUAACUACUGUAACAGGAUGUCCAUGUUACGAGAAGUUCAGCUGAUGAAUAGAUUGGCUCAUCCCAACAUCCUCAGAUUCCUUGGUGUGUGUGUUCAUGAGGGACAACUACAUGCUUUGACAGAGUUCAUGAAUCGAGGGGGUUUGAAUGAGGUUCUGGCAGACAAGACUCUGGAGCUUCCUUGGACUAUGAAGAUCAAGUUGGCCUUGGACAUUGCUAGUGGGAUGAAAUAUCUUCACUCCAGAGGUGUUUUCCAUCGUGAUCUCACGUCAAGGAAUGUGUUGUUGUGUGGAGAUGAGGAGAACUUAAGUGCAGUGGUGGCAGACUUUGGUUUGGCAGCCAAGAUACCUGAUCCACUAGAUAAAGACAACUGCCUGCCUAUUGUGGGUUCUCCCUACUGGAUAGCCCCGGAAGUCUUGCAGAACAAGUGGUACAACGAAAAGGCUGAUAUCUUCUCCUUUGGAAUCAUCCUUUGUGAAAUUAUAGCGAGGAUAGAUGCUGAUCCAGAAAUACUUCCUCGAACACAGAACUUCGGCCUAGAUUAUGUGGCAUUUAGUGGACUGAUAGACUAUUGUCCUUUGGACUUCCUGCGUCUGGCUUUUACCUGCUGCCAUGUGGAUCCAUUGAGAAGACCAGUAUUUGCUGAGAUAGUCAUAUCUAUUGAGCAAAUCCUAAGAAACCUUGAGGAUGACUGUAUCAAGGAAAAUAGAAAUGGAGGAUUUAAGCGGCCAGGCCAUAAACGGUCUUUGUCUGAGGACAAUAUCUUGCAGCUGUCAGGGGAGGAAGUGAUCGACCCUGGGGACUUCCUCACCUCUCUUACACCUCAGGUGGUACUUGGAGAAGCCAUGAGUAAAGACGACCAGUUCUACUCACCUGCUCUUUCCAAUCCAUUUGUUGGGUUUCAUCAGUUCCUGGAAAGGAAAAUUCUUGGAACUCCCAAAGGAAAACAGUCUUUUGGUUUUGAAUUGCCAUCUCCUUCUAAUGCAUUCACCCCUCCAUGUAGCCCUUGUACACCUGAUCCGUACUCCGGUCGCCAAAGAAACAAAUCGGGCCCACAGAGCCAGUCACUGCCUUCAUCUCCAGUAUUGUUGAGGAAAGCAGCAGAGAGACUUCAUCAGGAGUCCAUUCAUGGCUCUGCUUCACGCCGACACUCCAUGGCUCCUUCUAAGUUCACAUUUAGUCAGAGAUCAAGGUCAAAGAGUACAGUAUUUCCAGAAGCUCUUGCAUACCGACUCCAGACUGAGUUGGCAGGUAGUAUUGAGAAAGGGCUAGCCUCUCAGUCGGAGAUCUGUGAUGAUAAUGUAGAUACUAAUAAUGACUUCACUGGAACUAACAGAUCCAGUCUACACAGACCCAAGAGAAAGCUAUACACAAAUGAACAGUCUAGUACAGAUUCUCCAUUCUAUGGAAGUGGCUCCGGAGAUAGAGUAGAACACAGGUGUGAACUCGGGGGCAGUGGGGGAGUAGAACACAGGUGUGAACUCGGGGGCAGUGGGGAUGCAUGUAAUGUCUCCGUCAACAGCUGGAACAAUGGCUUGCUGGGAUCUAACCAUGACUUACGUGAUUAUGUGUCUUCAAUCAGCUCGACGGAGUCAUUCAUGUCGAUUGAUGAGAAUUCAGUGACGCCCAUUAGUCCAGUGUCUGAGGGCAGUUAUCAAGACUUCUUCACUGCCAAAAAAGAAAAUGUGAAUAGGUGUUCUAGAUCCUCCAGUGAGGAUUCUAUGGAAAAUGUGCGACAAGGAGGACGUGAGCGACAUAGGCGAGUCAUGGAGACAAAACUAUAGCUUAUGUUUCUAAUAUUGAUGAUCUUCAGUUAUUGAUCUGUAUAGUCCAAAAACUGACUGGUGCCAAUGUAUACACCACAGUGUGGUGAUCUUGAUACGUCCUGAAAAUGUCAGUUAUUGGAUAUGAUAAUGGAAUACGAAAGCGUUGAGCCGGCUUUACUUUAACAGUAGAUUGUGUUAGGUAGAAGCUAAGUUUUUCCUCUGCUUUAUUAACAGCGUUGAGACACAUUUAUGGCAAACUGAUUCCACUCACAUAUAAUAAUGCAAGUAUUAUUUUGUAGUCCUGUUUUUGAUUGUUGGUUUAAAACGUCCGUAAAUGGUGAUACUUACCGGUAAUGACACCAUUCAUAAAGCCAUAUAUAUAUAUAUACCAUAGAUAUCCGGACACCACAAUGUCUUAUAUAUAUACCAUAGAUAUCCGGACACCGGAAUGUCUUAUAUAUAUAUAUAUAUAUAUAUAUACCAUAGAUAUCUGGACACCAGAAUGUCUAUAUAUAUAUACCAUAGAUAUCCGGACACCAGAAUGUUCUAUAAAACUGCCUUGCGUGUAUAUGUUGAUGUAUGUCUGUGACAGAUGUACCUGUUGAUGGAACUUGUUCUUUGACAAAGCUGAUUUCUAUUCAGCUAUUUGUCUGUGUGCAGCCAAUCAAUGUUCAAAUACAUCAGUUAAUAAGCUGUCAUGAAUGACAUCAGUUAAUAAGCUGUCAUGUAUGACAUCAGUUAAUAAGCUGUCAUGUAUGACUUUAUUUUUAUGAUGAAAUCAUUUUACUUGGCAGAAAAAUGUAUUAUUAUUGUAAUAUUUUAAGGAAAUAUCAGGAUAAUCAGAAUUACGUAUUUAUGAAUUUCUAACUUUGAAGUAAACAAGAGUAUAAUGUUACCCAGAUGCUAUCUUAAAUGAAAGUCUUGAUUAAGUAAUUAUGGAAUGAUAAUGAAAGAAAUCAUAUUGAUGUUCAUUAAAUGGCAGCUUUAGGAUGUGGAUACUUUUGAUAUUAACUGUGAAGAUCACAUUAAUUAAUUCCAUGUGUGUUGGUGUGUAAAUAUUUCAACAACACAAACUUUGUAAUUUUGUUAUGAGUUACUGAAAUGUGAAUAGUAUGUCAGGUUGAGUAUUUAUAAAGGUUUUGAAUGUGUCGUGUGAUAACUGUUUUGUAAGGUUGUGAAGAUGCAUUUGAUUAUGCUUUGGCAGUUUUUGUGAUUCUUUUUAUUGUUUCUCACAGCCAAUUGUUAUUUGUUAUUAAUUAAGUCUUUUUCUUUUUGUACUGGUGCCAUCAGUUUUUUUCACAAUCAUGUUCAAUCUUUUGUGUUCUAUAUAUAUACAGUUCUUUAUUUAUACAAUAUCAAAAUAUAUUCACCAACAAACUAAUCAAUUUCAUACAUUUUUUAACUUAGGUUAGUAAAUACUGCAGAUGAUUUUUUUUCUCGUUCUGAAAGAUAGAGAUUACUUCUUGAAAAGUUAACUUCAUGUCUUUACUUAUGGAAUAAUACCACAUAUACAGAAUGUACACUGCUAUAGCAUCACUCAUCCACUGUCAUCUAUUUAUUUUAAAAAAUAUAUAUAUAUCCACAUUAAAUUGUUCUGGAUUUAUCGGAAGUCAGUUUGGUGAAAACUUGAGCUCCAAGAAAGUUUAACAGAGAUAAAGUGAGCUUUUUUGGUAGAGGAAAUAAAGACUACGGGUUAUAAAUUAAUUUUGAACAGAACCUAAAUGACUUGAUAUAUUGCGAGACUAUCAUCUCAUUUCUGUCUCCAAAUUAAAAUGUUCCAAACUAGAAUUGGUUACUAUUACGUGUAUAUAAUUUGCAAUUUUAAAUGAAUUGUUUAUUCUUUCAGGACUAAAUAUUUAUUUUAGUUAGAUUUUCCUCUGAAGAAUGUGCAAAUGAAUAUAACUUGAGAAUUUUUGUGAAAGAUUAUAGCAUCAGAUUCAUGGAAGAAUAUUUCAGUGAGAAAUUAUUUUGUAUUAUUGUUUAUUAAAUUUGUAAAUAUAUAUUGUACAUUUUGAAUCAGAGUAUAGAGUCUUUAUGUUACGUAAAUAUUCAUUGAUUUAAAUUUUUUGUCUACAUUUGUUAAAAGUUUUAAAAGAAGAAUAUAUUUAAGGAGAUGGAAUGUGUAUUUCUUUCUGUGUUGUUAAUGCUUUUUUUCCUGCUAAACAUUCCUCUGUUACUUCUGUGUUAUUUAGACUUAAUCACAUAUAGAGGCUCGACAGAAUGUUCUUGUCUAAUGAGUAUAUUAUUAAUAAUUACAAAAAAACAUGUAUAAUAUUUAAACCUGAAAUGUGAACUACUUAAUGGUAUACAGUAAAUGUCAGUUGAUUGGUUAUUUUUCUGUAAGUAAUUAUAGGAUACAUAUCUAUUUAUAAUAUUAAACAAUAUCCAUUAUUAAUAGAUUAGUUAGGAAAUAAGUGAAGAUGUUUUGGUUAUCUAAUGAAAUCAGCAAUUUACUGCACAUUUCCCCUGUGUCAUCAACAAUUCACUGCACAUUUUCCCUCUGUCAUCAGAAAUUCACUGCACAUUUCCCUGUGUCAUCAGCAAUUUACUGCACAUUUCCCUGUGUCAUCAACAAUUCACUGCACAUUUUCCCUCUGUCAUCAGCAAUUCACUGCACAUUUCCCUGUGUCAUCAGCAAUUCACUGCACUUUUUCCCUCUGUCAUCAGCAAUUUACUGCACAUUUCCCUGUGUCAUCAGCAAUUCACUGCACAUUUCCCUGUGUCAUCAGCAAUUCACUGCACAUUUCCCUGUGUCAUCAGCAAUUCACUGCACAUUUCCCUGUGUCAUCAGCAAUUCACUGCACAUUUCCCUUUGUCAUCAGAAAUUCACUGCACAUUUCCCCUCUGUCAUCAACAAUUUACUACACAUUUCCCCUCUGUCAUCAGCAAUUUACUGCACAUUUCCCCUCUGUCAUCAGCAAUUUACUGCACAUUUCCCCUCUGUAAAACCAGGACUACUUUAUUGUGAAUCAUUUUACCUCCAAGAGCUGUGUAUAUAUGUACUUACUGUUAAGGGCUAGCUGCCUGACUGUUCCAGAAAUAUGUACUUUACUGACAUAAAAAGUCUGAUUACUUCCUGUAAAAUCCUUGUUUAUUGUAUUAGAUACUUAUGUACUGGCUACUUCCUCUAAACAUCUUACUACCUGAAUGAAAUUCUGACUUCUUUUGAUCCAGUUACUUUUCUUUACCUCAUACCCGUACUCUGUUUUUACGAUGGUCCCAUUAUACUUUGAACUUAUUACCACCUGAAAACUUCCUGUAGAUUUUUGUCCUUCUCUCAGGUUACAGGAUCAUCCCACAGGCUGAUCACAACUCUGUAGAAAUCAGCAGACUUCUCUCUACCUCCCCAGUCACUAUAUAUGUUUGAGCUGUCUUAAUGUUGUGUUCAGUAUCCUCAAACAUUUAAGGAAGUUGGUUUGAACAUGCCUGUACAUUUGUUGGUUACUGCCGGAAAAUAAUUUAAUUUUUGUCUUUAUGCACUUGUUAUGAAAUCUAGACUUAAUUUACAAUGUACUUAAUUUUAUUCAGAAGAUUUUACUAUUUAAAUCCUUACAGAUCAUGGUAUUAUUAGAUAUGUUGUUUAGUUUCAUUUGAAAACUUCUCAUUUAAGUUAUGAUUUUUUCAUGCACUUCAAAUAUUUUUACACAAUAUCCUUUAUAAGUUAUCCUGCCUUUCUCAAACCUUCUAGGAAAAGGCUCCUUGUAUCCGCUACAAUAAAAAUCAAAAUUAUUCAAUAAAUUUCAUAUUAUGAACAUAAUGGUUUAUCACAAAAUAAAAAGAAGAGUGCCAACUCCUGAAUCCAGGUAUCUAAAUGUUGUAUUUAAAAGGAAUGCUGGUUGCCGACAUGUUUCGGCCUAAGGUAGGCCAUCCUCAGGGCACAGCUUACAUAGUACAGUGUUACAUGAUGUACAGGUAGUGGUAAGUGGAGACAAUAGAGGUCAUGUGAUAAUAACAAGACAAUUAUGACGUCAUCAAUAAGUUUCCAAGGAAGUGGUUAAGGAGUACAGACAUAGUUCAAUUGUGAUUGGUCUAAAAUAAAGAAAUAGAUAGGAGAGCAAUAAAAGAGUUUUCUAGUUCUAAUAUCGUCAGUGGAUAUUUAUAAUUUGUGUUUAAUUGAUAACCAUCACAGGUACAGGCAAAUUUCCAACUCCAUAGUCUACAGUAUAUUAUAAUAUAUAUUUAUUGUACAUAUACGUGCUAGGGUUCAGCAAUGAAUCCCUGUAAUGAUCACACAGUAGUUUUUGACUUUGCUGUAGGACAAGACCUGUAGUCGGUCAUUUGAUUUAUAAUAUGUGCAAUAUAACUAAUUACCUCCCUUUAUGUGUCAUGUAAUACUUGUCAAUUAAGACAAUUAUUGUUAGCCCUUUUACUACAUGAUGUUAUGUAUGUUAACUAUGAUCUUGAUAGUAUUGCUGUAAGUAUUCCUUUUACUGACUCAAGCUGUUGACUCUGGGUUUAUUUGUGUUGAAAAAUACAUAAAAAAAAAUUAUCUGUAUUGCAAGCAAUGUAUUUUUUUCUCUUAUGAAAUAUAGAACCAGCCUUAUCUGUCCAUCUCUAGUUUACAUAAUGUACUUCUACAUGCCUGGAGAGGGCACAGUUACCUGUAUGUUUACCUGGAACAAAGUUAAUUAUCAUCACGAUAACGAGUCCCAUCUUAUCUCAGUACAGUUACUGGGGUACUAUGUAUUGUACUGUAGAUACAGUUACUGAGGUACUAUGUAUUGUACUGUAGAUAGGUACUAUGUAUUGUACUGUAGAUACAGUUACCGAGGUACUAUGUAUUGUACUGUAGAUACAGUUACCGAGGUACUAUGUAUUGUACUGUAGAUACAGUUACUGAGGUACUAUGUAUUGUACUGUAGAUAGGUACUAUGUAUUGUACUGUAGAUACAGUUACUUAGGUACUAUGUAUUGUACUGUAGAUACAGUUACCGAGGUACUAUGUAUUGUACUGUAGAUACAGUUACCGAGGUACUAUGUAUUGUACUGUAGAUACAGUUACCGAGGUACUAUGUAUUGUACUGUAGAUACAGUUACCGAGGUACUAUGUAUUGUACUGUAGAUAGGUACUAUGUAUUGUACUGUAGAAAUGUAUGCUAGUAUUUUCUAUCAUUAGACAGUUUUACAGUUCCUUUUUAAUAUUUUAAAUAAAAAAAGUCAGCUCAAACAAAUAAUGUGCCGACUCAGGAUUGUGUUUGCAACUCUACCUGAUCAUCAUUAAUGAACGUUAUUGUAAGGUAAUAUGUCCUCAAUCCUACUUUUACAGCAACUCCAUAUUUGUAUAACACAACAUACUUCACAGUGUGUUUGAACAGUCUGGUUUAGAAAACGACACUGAAUGUGAAGUGUAGCGUUGAACAAGGUGCAUGCCAUCUUACCAACUAUUUUUCUUUCUUUACUGUUAGAAUGUCUUGUACCUCUGUGGUUAUUUUGUUAUUUUUUCUAUUAAAUAUUGUUGUUUUCUUGACAAUUUAAUGUUGACUGUUAAAUAGCACUAGAAUCAAUGAAUCCUACUUCUAUAGGUGACACUUGUUGAUGGUCCCAUUACCUCUUUUAUAUGUGGUUGUUGUAGAUAUACACAAACAUUGUGGCAACGAAAUAGAGGGUAGCUGUGAUAUACAUAUUCUUUUUUUCAGAAAUGUUUCUGUGAAAAUGAUAGAUUAAUAGAACUAGGAACUAUGAUAUUAAUAGAACUAGGAACUAUGAUAUUAUAGUACUAAGAACUAGGAUAUCAAUAGAACUUGGAACUAUAAUACUGUAGAACUAGGAACUAUAAUACUGUAGAACUAGGAACUAUAAUACUGUAGAACUAGGAACUAAGAUAUCAAUAGAACUAGGAACUAUAAUACUGUAGAAAUAGGAACUAUGAUAUCAAUAGUACUUGGAACUAUGAUACUAUUGUACUAGGAACUAUGAUAUUAAUAGUACUUGGAACUAUAAUACUAUUGUACUAGGAACUAUGAUAUUAAUAGUACUUGGAACUAUAAUACUGUAGAACUAGGAACUAUAAUACUGUAGAACUAGGAACUAUGAUAUUAAUAGUACUUGGAACUAUAAUACUGUAGAACUAGGAACUAUAAUACUGUAGAACUAGGAACUAUGAUACUGUAGAACUACGAACUAUAAUACUGUAGUACUAGGAACUAUAAUACUGUAGAACUAGGAACUAUGAUACUAUUGUACUAGGAACUAUAAUACUAAAGUACUAGGAACUAGAAUAUUAUAGUUCUAAGAACUAUGAUACUGUAGAACUAGGAACUAUGAUAUUAAUAGAACUAGGACAUUUUAUAGAACUUAAAUGGAUCUAUGCUAUUAAAGUACUGUUUGACACAUUUCCCAUGAUGCACAUUACUGUAUGGAUGAAUAUGAAUGAUAAUACAAUGUGUACAAAAAAUAUGUUUCUUGAAUAUCUUGGUGUUUAUAUAUGGAGAGAACUUAUUAACCAUUAAGGAAAGAAUAUGGCAUUAAUAAAUGUCUUAAAGAGAUGAGCAUAUAUAUAAAUAGUUAAAUUAUAAAAUAAUAUAAUCAUGCGUUAUUUUACCUUGUAGGUGAAAUUCAGUACAUGUUAUAUACUAAGUGUCAUAAUGCCAAAAGGAUCACUGCUGCUAGUAGAUCUGUUACAUCGCCAUGUUACUUAUAAAUAUAUUUUUAAAUGAUAUGAAUAUUGUUGGACAAAUGGUAUGCUGUAGAUGCUGGAUUAAAUGUGUGUGGUUGUAUGAAUGGUCAGGUUACCCUGGCAACACACAUACUAUGGAAAUAUGAUUUUGAUUAAACAGUAAAUGUUACUUCACUAAUUA